CUCCACCCGUGUUCAUCUCCUCAACCUUUGACCGGAUCUGAACGACACAAUCAUGCCUUUGAUCAAAGCAUACUACAUCAUCAGCGCCGUGGCCGUGGUCCACCUGGCCAUGGGAUAUUACCUGAUCGCAGCUCCCGAGAAGAUUGCAACACAGUCGACAAUAUUCAUCCUCGGGGAAGCACUUGGCCUGCAACAACCAAGGUCAUCACUCUACGAAAAUCCACUCGCAUGUGCCUUCGCCGGUCUCGUUCUGAUCCUCUCCGCCAUCUCCGAUCUUACCACUGUUUCCGGAGCCGAGGAUGUCGCUAGGGAUUACUGGGGAGCUCAAGCUCCGGUUCGCACACUAUUCUUCGUCAUCGUUACCGGAUACGCGUAUGUUUUGAAGCCUGGACGCGGCAAUGUCAGUGCUACCUCCGACCACCCAUUGAUCAACAGCGCUAUAUUCUCAUGGGCAUUCAUGGAGGCGAUUUGGUGGUUCUGGAUCCACACUAACCUGCGCGAGGAGCGCGGUGAGGCAAUGGCGAGGAUCCACGCGAGGAAGAAGGCGAAGUUGGAGAUGGAGAUGAGGGAGGACUAGAUGCGAUAAUGCUGUGAAGACGAGAUGCCCAUAGUUGGAUAAAGCUUAUAGAAUUGCUGCUGCGGAUGUACCUGUAGAUUUAUUAUACCCUCAUAACAACCGAC
Messenger RNA from Tricharina praecox, 681 nucleotides. RefSeq names its product increased loss of mitochondrial DNA protein 1. The coding region runs from base 53 to 577 and encodes 174 amino acids. Lineage: Eukaryota; Fungi; Ascomycota; Pezizomycetes; Pezizales; Pyronemataceae. The transcript has 4 exons. The record is from RefSeq and is a predicted model, not a curated record.